AUGACCUCCAACCACAGCCCUGAUGGACAUAGCUCUCUGCCUGCUUUCACUCAGGUCCAGGAGGAGGUGCAGGAUCUGCUGGUGUCCCCCGGUGACAUCAUCGCCUUGCAGCAUGACGCCGGACCCUCGGGACUGCUGCAGUGCUCCCGGGACCCUGCGUCCCCCUGGAGCCAGAGUCUGCUCAUACAGAACCGCUCGCACUGGUGGGACGCCAACGAGACACUGCAGGCAGAUGUGGAGGGGGUCUGGGAGGAAGGCAUGCUGUGUCAGAUCCGGGUGUUGUAUGUGGGACAGAACCAGACGGGUCUGCAGGGUCCGUUCCUCCGCUCUGGACUCCCGCAGGUUGGCGAUUACAGUUUAGAAGUGACGUCCAACGAUGAGGAUUUUCCCGUCACUGCCUCCUGUCCGAUUCACGUCAUCCCGCCACUGACGCCCACCGUCAUCCAUCCAACCAAUCACAACGACACCGUGUACUUCCUGCCCAAUCAGACGUGGGUUCUCGUUAAAGUGCGCUCUCAGCACAGCGCUCUGAUUGGCUGUCAGGGCAGCAAUCUGACUGUGGCAUUUGAAAGGGCGUGUCCUCAGAGUCUGCUGGCGAAGGUGGCCGAGUGCAGGCAGUCCGACCCACUCAAUGACACCAUGUUCGCGUGGGUUGACCUCCAGGCUGGAUCUACGCCAGGACAGACCACCAUUGUGCUUCAUGUCAAGAGUGAAGUCACUGAGGCAUAUCUGCAGAUUCAGGCCAGGGUUCAAGAGCCGCUACGAGGACUGCUCAUACAACCUCAUCCUGCGCACAGAGUCCUGAUGGAGUCCGUAGUGUGCUACACACCGUCGGUGGAGGCAGGAACGGACCCUUCGUUCAGGUGGACAGUGGAUGAUAAACCGCACUUCACGUACUACAACAGCAUGCUAAAUAUCAUCUACCAGAACGCAGCGGUGUACAAGCUCACGGUGACAGCGAUGAACCAGGUUAGCAUGCUGACUGAAGACUUCAACGUGACUGUGGACCGCAUGAACCCCAUGUCUGACCCGACCGUACACGGAGUCCCCAAAAUAGUGCAACAGGGAUCGCUACUGAACCUCACCGCGUUUAUCACGAUAGACACAGCGGUGGAUGUCACCUUCUGGUGGUGGUUUGGAGACGGAGGAAACCGUACUCAUCAGUUUAAGUCACCGUAUGAUGGUAACCUCUCUACUAACAUGGUGGAGAUUCGUGACCAUGUGGAAUACAUUUAUGCACAGCCAGGGGAGUACACACUACUGUUGUCCACGUCCAACCGCUAUGAGAACAAGACAUGCAAAGUUGAUGUAUACGUUUUCAGCAUACUGACGACUGUGCAAAUCGAGGCUGACCCACCACUCCUGCGUGCCGAAAAACCAGCUGACUUUGAGGCCCACCCUCUUCCUUCUCCAUACGGCAUCAUAUACACCUGGAAUUUUGGGGACAAUUCGAGUAUACAGCAGGGUCGUGAACGCAGGGUUCCUCACGCAUACACUCACAGUGGUAUCUACAACAUCUGUGUGAAUGUGAACAACACCAUUAGCUCGACAGACACAUGCGCUAACGUUAUCGUCUAUGAAGAUAUUAAAGGCUUAGAAGUGAUAUCCUCUGCUCCCACAGAACACAACACACCUACUGUUGUCAGAGCUAGUCUGGAAGCUGGCAAUAAUGUAACUUGGAGCUUCGACAUGGGUGAUGGAAGGUGCACAAGAGUGUUGAACCCCAGAUUAAAUACAAGUAUAGGGGAGGAUGGAAACUACACCGUCAAUGUCACCGCAGAGAACGCAGUGAGCUCUCAGUGGCUAACCAUACCCGUUGAGGUGUUUGUGCUACAAGUGUUAUCGCUAGAGCCUCCCGGGUGCAUUGAAGAAAACAAAAUAGUCAGCUUCCAUGUGUUUGUGUCUGGGAAUGCUUCAGGACAUCAGUAUGUGUGGAGUUUUGGGGACGGAAGCCCCAAUGAGACUCAGUAUGGGACACCGCUGAUAACGCACUCAUAUGUUAAUAGUGGGGAUUACAAUCUGUCACUUCUUGUGUCAAGUGAUGCCAACAAGGCCCAUUUUUACAGAAGGAUCUGCGUCCAACCUAAAGUUACAGUAGUGUCCGUGACCUCUUUGAGGACACAUGUCAAACUUGGUGAGGAGAGUAAAUUUACAGUAGCUGCAGUUCCUGAAUUCAAUUACACAUACUUGUGGGACUUUGGGAUUGUUAACUUGAGAGGUCCAAUUCGAGGUGGUAAGGAGAUGACUUAUACCUUUAACAGUGCUGGGGAAUACCAAGUAACAGUUACUGUACAGAACAACAUCUCGUCUAUCAAUGACUCAGUUUCCAUUGAGAUACAGCAAUCAGUUGCUUUGUUAAUCAGUCAUAAUGGAGGCAAAGCAAACAAUCUGUCUUUACACCAAGAGUACGAUUUCAAAGCAUCCUCAGAUUCAAUGGAUGCUGUCUACAUUUGGGACUUUGGAGAUGGGAUUCAACGUAUUGGGAAAAUUGUGUCACAUUCUUACAAUUCUUCUGGCAGGUUCAACAUCAGUGUCAUAGGGAAGAAUGAAGUAAGCCAGACCAGAAAUAAGACUCUUGUUGUGGUCCUGGCACCGAUCACAAGACUGUCUAUAAAUGCCAGCUUCGUCAAUGUCCCGUUAAACGCUUCUGUGACAUUUGAGGCACAUCUAGACCAAGGAGAUGAUGUACGAUAUUCUUGGAUUCUUUGUGACCGGUGCAAGUCCAUCCAAGGCACUAGCACCAUGUUCUACACAUUUCUAUCUGUCGGCACCUUCAAUGUCAUUGUUUCCGCAGAGAAUGCUAUCAGCAUGGCUCAGUCCAGCAUUUUCAUCUUUGUGCAGCGUGAGUUGGAAGGCUUGCAGAUAGUGGCCGAUGAACUUAUUGAAGGAUGCUGUUUUCCGACCAAUCGUGUCCUUCAAUUACAAGCCUCAUUAAAAGAAGGCACCAACAUGACCUUCACAUGGAACCUUCUGAGAGAGCAUGAGAACCAUGACAACAACCUCACAGGCAAGACCGUAGAGCUCAAUUUUUCCACUCCAGGUCCUUGUGAGCUCAUUCUUAAGGCAACCAACCUGCUUGGCCAGCUGUCUGUGAACAAAACAGUUGAGUUUCUAGAUCCUGUGCAGGAUUUGGUGCUUGAGUCUUUACCAAACCCUGCUGCUGUAAACGCCGUGACAAAUAUGACAGUAUCUGUAAAUUCUGGGACCAACCUCCAUUAUAAAUGGUGGGCAGAUGGUGAUCUGUUGGAGUCUGACAUGCCCUCCAUCUUGCAUCGAUUCAGAAGUGCCGGUUUGAAGCUGGUUAAAGUUGAAGUUUCCAAUAAAGUCAACUCUGAAGUGGUUUCAAAAUGGAUCAGCAUUCAAGAACCAAUCUCGGGACUGACUUUCAUCGCAAAAAAUGUUACAGAGAAUUUUGUAGCGUCUGGAGACAAUGUUUCUAUGCGUGGAGACACUCAAAUGGGGACCAACAUUUCAUGGAUGUGGCUAUUGCCAGACAGCACGAAAUCCAACCAACGUGCCACCUCAUACAUUUUUCACACUCCAGGAAUUUUCACUGUAGCUUUGAAUGCCACUAAUGACGUCAGCAGAGAACUGUACUUGCGUGAUUUUACAGUUCAAGAUCGCAUUCAGGGCCUGGAACUCAAGGCAAGCAAACAAAUUGCUGCCGUUGGUGAAAACGUUGAGUUUACCAUCUCGGUCUCAUCUGGAACAUCUGUCAAUUUCAUCCUGAGCAUUAGUGGAGAUGCAACUGUCGUACUAAACAACCAAACAUACAUCCACCAGUUCACCAGUGUGGCCAAAUACUAUGUCAACCUUACUGCCCACAACCAAGUGAGUUCAGAACGAAGGACGCUUCACAUUGAAGUGAUGGAGCCUGUGACCAAGCUGACUAUAUUGGACUGUUGUGAUGCUGCUAUACCUGUGGGAGUUCCUAGGUCUUACGUAGCAUCCACACCAACACGUGAGCCGCUGACUAUCCUGUGGACCUUUGACCUUCAUCAUGGUGUCAAGAUUUCUCGGGUUGGCAAGUCUGUGACAUAUGCCCCAGAGCAGCCAGGCAAUCUGACUAUAUUCUUGAGAGCGUUCAAUUCUCUGAAUGGUUUAAAUGUAACUAAGGUUAUACGAGUUCAGAGCAUUAUCAGAUCAGCAUUGUUGGAUGCUCAACCAAGUGACACUUUUGUAAACAAGACUGUUAUCUUCCAUGUGGGCAUUACCCCUGCUUCAACUCCAGCUACAUAUCAGUGGGACUUUGGGGAUGGUACUUCUGGCACUAUCACCACUGCACCUUUCCACAAUCAUGUCUACUUGAUUCCUGGACACUAUGUAGUGCGAGUCAAUGUCAGUAACCUGGUGAGCUGGGUUACAGCACAAAUUGAGGUCAACAUCUUAGUCCUAAAGUGCGAUGAACCAGAGGUGCAGAUCAUUCAAGCUCCACGACUUUCCAUCUGGCGGCAUCAACCAACUUUGGUUGAAGCCAAUGUGAAUCUAAAAGGUUGUGUCCUCUAUGGUGUAGAGUACCUCUGGGAGAUCCUCACCUCCCCUCGCUGUCAGGAUGAUGACAAGAAAGGUCCACCACCAUCUAAGGUCCAUCUCCCUGCAGAAGUCAAUGUUCGAAGGCUCCAACUUUCAGUGCCCAAGAUUACGAUUCCCGCUGGGAACUACACUCUAGUUUUUUCUCUGUCCUACGAAGGGGUGCCACUGCGGAAGGCAGCAUGUCUUCAACUUUCGGUCAUGUCUAAAAAGUUAGUGCCCAUCAUUGAAGGUGGCACCUACCGUGUGUGGUCUAAAACUCACGAUUUGCAUCUAAGUGCAGAGCAAUCCUAUGAUCCCAAUCUGGACCCGGAGAACCAGUCACUACUCAGCUACCACUGGGAAUGUGUGAGCACCUCAAAGGGUCCGGAUCACUGCUCCACUUUGCAUUUUGGCUUGGGUCCGAGUGGACCGGUUCUGGGAAUUUCUGGUUCUGAACUGGAGGUGGACGUUGAAUAUACUUUCCGCCUGACUGUCAGCAAAGAUGGCAUGACCCCCGAAUCCACCACCCAAACGGUGUGUGUGCAGAGCGGUCGUAUCCCGAUGGUUUCUUUGAAGUGUGUGUCAUGUAAAGCUCAGUCUCGCUAUGAAAUCAGUCAGAGUUCCUACGUUUAUUUGGCCGGCCACUGCAACAACUGCCACAGCUCGCACAGAGGGUGGUGGACGGCGAUGACACGGGGUAACGAGACGCUGGUUCUGGAUCUGAACACAACCACCACAGGCAGCGACAGCAUGCGUCUGGUGCUCCGGCAGGGCAUCCUGCGGGACCGAGAAUCCUACAUCUUCAGCCUCCACGUCACCGAUGAUGGGAUGGACCGAGAGGGCGUGGCCUACAUUGAGCUCCACCCCAACCUGCCACCUGACGGAGGGGCGUGUUCUCUGUGGGCGGACGGGGGUGGAACUCAGGUGCAGACACUGCUGGAGAGAGUGCACUUCAACUGCUCAGGUUACACUGAUCUGGAUGAGACUGAGUCUCCGCUGGUCUACAGUCUACUAGUGGUACGCUGCUCUGAGCUCUACUGCGAGGAGUUCUAUGUGUAUAAAGGCACCAGUCCAGAACAUUCUGCCUUCCUGCCGCCCGGCUUCAGCUCGGCUCAGUUCAGAGUGUCAGUGCUGGUGAUGGUGGAGGACCACCAGGGGGCGUCAAUCCUGGCUCGCAACACGUCGAUGGAGGUGGUGCUCCCAGUGGUUCCUGACGGGUUCGUCUCUCUUCCUCAUUGGCUGAGUAAUAUGACGGCCUCCACCCUGCGGGAGCUGCUCCGUCAAGGAGACUCUCAGAGGGUCCGAGAGCUGUCCCUCGCCCUCAUCACUGUCCUCAAUGAGUAUGAGCAGGGUGUGUCCCGCAGGCGUGAGCGUGUGUCUAAACUGGAGCGUCAGUAUCGAGUGAGCAUCAGAGGAAACAUCACCAGAGCUCUGACCUCACUGGACCUCACCACGGUCAGCGACAUCCAGCAGACCUCCGCAGCGCUCGCACAGUGCACAGCUGUGAGUCGAGAGUUUGUGUGUGAGGAGUGUCAGAACAGCACUCUGGACAAACUGGAGUCCAUGCUGGAGAUCCUGCAGACGGACACCAAACAGGGCACAGUCACCCCCACUGAGAUAGCGGACAACAUCCUCAACAUCAUGGGUGAUCUGAUCCACCAGGUGAGUCAGGUGGCUUCAUCUCCUCCUCCAGAAGCUGAAGAUCAGGACGGCAGCGUUUCCCAGCAGCCUCCGUUCCUCCAGGAGGAGCUGCAGCACCACCCGCUGCGAGUGGCCGCUAAAGCCUACACGCUGUCCUCCGUCCUCAUGCGGAUCCUCAUGCUGGGACGCGUCCUGAACGAGGAGCCGCUGAUCCUCCGUGGCGCAGAGAUCGCAGCCGCCGGCAAACGCGCAGACCCACAGAGCCUCCUCUGCUACGGCGAGAGCGACGCACCCGAAUGCCAAGGCUUCUCCAUCCCGCGGCCGUUCAAUUCCAGUUUGGGACGGGCAGCAGGGGGCGCUCUGGCACCCAAUAGCGACGACGGAAUCGUGCAGCUACUCUUCCAGGUGGAGCCCAAUCCGUUCCCGUUCAACUACGUAGACAAUUACCCUGUUUCCACUGAGGUGGCGUCCAUGGAGUUUCGUACGGUGAACGGCACACAGAUUCCCAUCGCGGAUCUGGACGAGAGCCAGGCCAUAACGGUCGCGGUGAAUAACGGGAGUUAUAACGCUAGCGGAUUGGAGGCAGUUUUGCCGCCGGCGGGAGCAGUGAAUAUUAGCAGAUGUGAUUCGAUCAUUGUGAGGGUGAACACCAGAAACACCAACAGACAAGCCGGAGUUUACGUACAGCUCAACUUUACUGUACUCGACGAUACUCCAGACGUUUGGGAACAGGACCCGUGGAUCACAGCCUACCUGGACACCUCUGAAUGGCCCAAUGAAUUUAACAGCACCGACAGGAAACGCAUCACACUCAACAUGACAAGGGGGCGGGACCUUGACCACCGUGACUACACCUUCUUCCUGUCUCCGAAUGUGUACGACACCACGCAGGAUCACUUCAUCAACGUGUCGUCAGGCUGUGGCGCUGCAGAGCCGGAGCUCCUACAUCUGGAAGUGGCUGUCUUCACGUCUCUGUGUCAGUACUUCAGUGAAAGCGCAAAGCAGUGGCGGACGGAUGGCAUGGACCCGCUCCCAGAGACCAGUGUGGGUCGAGCCGUGUGCCUCACCCGUCACCUCACCGCAUUCGCUGCCAGCCUGUUCGUCCCGCCUGACGCCGUCUCCUUUAUCAUUCCUGAGCGUUCAGUGUCUCGGAGUGUGGUGGUGGUCCUGGUGUGUGUGGUUUCUCUGCUGUGUUACGCUGUGGCUGGAGCUGUUCUCCGUAAGCUGGAUCAGAUGGACCUGAGGCGGGCAUCUGUUGUGCCGCUCUGUGGGAAAGAUGGACUCUACAAGUACGAGAUCCAGCUCAAGACCGGCUGGAGUCCCGGAGCAGGAACCACGGCUCACGUUGGCAUCAGUCUUCAUGGCAGUGAGGGCCGCAGCGGGCACAGACAUCUGGAUAGUGUGGGCGCCUUCGCUCGCAACAGCCUGGACAUUUUCCACAUCGCCAGCGACUCCAGCCUCGGCAGCGUGCUCAAGAUCCGCCUGUGGCACGACAACAAAGGUCUGUCUCCUGCAUGGCUGCUCCAGUAUGUGCUGGUGAAGGACCUGCAGACGGGCAGCAGUUUUUUCUUCCUGGUUGAAGAAUGGCUCUCGGUGGACAAUGAGAAAACCGACGGCAGAGUAGAGAUAGAAGUGGAAGCCUCAGAGGAGCUGUUUCUGCGUCACUGGCCGCGGCUGCUGCGCUGGGAGCUGCAGAGAGCCGUAUGUGAGAGUCAUGUGUGGUUAUCUCUGUGGGAGAGACCCUCGCGGAGCCCCUUCACACGCCUGCAGAGACUCACCUGCUGCUCGCUGCUGCUGCACCUCCAGAUGCUGGCCGCCGCUGUGUGGUACGGCACAGUCAGCUACACACACAGCUCGGUGCCGGUGGCUGAUCUGGUGUCAGUGAAUGUGGAGACGCUGUGGGCCGGGAUGGUGAGCUGUCUGCUGGUGUAUCCCCUCUAUCUACUCGUAUUCUGCCUCUUCAGACUGAGCCGCAGUAAGGUGUCAGUGGAGCAGCUUCCUCCUCAGGUGGAUCAGGAGUCUCUAGAGAUCGACGACUUCCUGGAAAACUCUCUGACAGGAAGCUCUUUCCUCAUGCUGAACGCCAUUCCUGGAGAGACGUACUCUGAGGAGACCAACAUCGACCUGCCCACUCCCUCCACUAAGAGUCUUCAGAGAUGGAGCAUGCCGGACUGUGAUUGGCCGGAUGUGUUGACGGACCCGUCAGUGGAGAUGGGGCCGGUGUUUCCCCCGCGGCUCAAGAGAGGUCAGGGCAGCAGACAUCUGGGGGUGGACAUCACCUUCAGUCCAGACCACGAGGACGACACCGUCUGCCAAAACAGCCACAGGAACAAAUACUUCUCCUCCUCAGAUGAGGAUCUAAUCAAGCGCAUUCUGGCUGACGGACAGCUGCUCUCUCAGACGGACAGUGACGUGGGCGAUCUCUCCAGUAUAUUCGGUGAUAAGACGGAGGUGAUUUUACUACAGAAGAUGAAUGAGCCGGUUCCUUGUGCCACCUUUAGACGAGACCCACCCAAAACUGCCUUUACUUCUCGCACAGUGGUGGCAGAUGUUUGUAAACCCAGGCCGCUUCCUCCUCUGUGUGGAUUGGCUGCUCUGUGGGCCAGCUGGGCAGGGCUUAUCCUAUCUAGCAGCCUAUCAAUGUGGUUGGGGCGGGGCUUCAGCGAGGGUGUGGCACUGAUGUGGCUCGUCUCCUGCAUUGUCAGCUUCCUGUCAUCAUUCCUCCUUCUUGAACCUCUAAAGGUGUUGCUGGAGGGUGUGUAUUUCUCUCUGGUGGUGCGGCGUCUGCGGCCGGAGGAGCGGGAUGUGUUGGUGGAGUGUCCGCGUGUGGAGCGAGUGGUCCAGCGAAUCCCCCGAGUGCGCCCGCCGCAGGGAUUCGCUCUCUCACAGGCCAGAGAAGAGGCGCGCAAAGUCCGUCUGCUGCACACCAUGCUGAAGGGUUUCCUGCUCUACAUGCUCUUCCUGAUGGUGGUUUUACUGCUCAAUUACUCCGACUCGGACAAAGACUCACAUCGCCUCAGACUGAACACUCAACUGCAGGAUCAUUUCCUCACUGAACACUUUAACAACAUCAGCAGUCGUGAGGAUGUGUGGGUGUGGCUCUCAGACUCGCUGUUACCACGGUUACUGGAUGAGCAGGUGCUGAAGGAGAAGACGGGCAGCCUGCUGGUUGGUCGAGCUCGUCUACGGCAGACGAGAACUCAGCCAGAAUGCCCCGUCAGUGGAUAUUUUCCAGCAUCCUCUUGGUUUGGGUGUGUCCAGGCCGGGUGGGCGGAGUCAGCGUCCGGAUUGGUGCAGAACUGGAGCAUCAGUACAGCUCAGAGCAGCGGCGUGUGGCACUGGGGUCAGGUGUCUGUCUACAGCAGCUCCGGAUUCGUGCAGGAUCUCAGCAGGAAGAUGCAGGACUCGAAAAAUCUGAUCAAACAACUUGACACACACCAGUGGCUUGACCCACUGACAAGGGCUCUGUUCGUAGAGUUUUCCCUCUACAACAUCAACACAGAUCUGCUGUCCGUCUUCUCCUUCCUGCUGGAGUUUCCAGUGUCGGAGCGCGCUCAGUUGAGUCUGGACCUCAAGACCUUCAGCCUCCACACGCUCAGUCACGGCAUGGACCUGCCGCUGUUCCUCACGCUCGUCUUGCUGGUGUUGCUCAUCUAUUUCUCUGUUCGUGAGGGUUUGCUGGUCUGGAAACAGGGCCGCAGCUACUUCCUGCGAGUGUGGAAUUUAGCCAGCGUCUGCAGUCUGCUGUUGGCCGUCUGUGUGGCCUCUUUACACCUGAGUCGCUCUGUUGUGUCCGCGCAGCAGUGGAGAGCCUUCCUCCAGCACAGAGACGCCUUCACAGACUUCUUUCCUCUGGCCCAGCAGAACCAGCUUUUGACCCAGAUGAGUGCCACUCUGCUCUUCCUGCUGGUGCUCAAGGCGUCGCACCAGCUGCGCUUCAUGAGGGAAUGGGGUGUUUUCGGGAGAACGCUGAGGAAAUCUUUCUGGGAGCUGCUGAUGGUUGCUGUCACUCUGCUGGUGUUCCUGUUGGCAUACUCACACACUGGACACCUGCUUUUCCACUCUGUCAUGGAGGGCUAUGGAACAGUCAGCUCCACUUGCUUUAGGUUAAUAGGCUCUAGUGGGCAUGGCCUGUUGUCAUGGCGACCAGACAGUGGCUCCUCCCCUUGUUCUGGUUCCUGUUUCAUCUUCCACAUCACCUUUACUCUCCUGCGACUCGUUCUGCUGUGGAUUUUGAUGUCGGCAUUGCUGAGGAACUAUCGGCGGGCACGAGCAGAACUCUACCGCCCAGCCGUCGACCUGCAGGACUAUGAAAUGGUGGAGUUGUUCCUGCGACGCCUCAAAAUGUGGAUGGGACUCAGCCGCACUAAAGAGUUUCGGCACAAGGUGCGAUUUGAAGGUAUGGAGCUCCCUCCUUCACGGUCCUCUUCAACGAGUGACUGCAAGUCUUUAUGUCUUCCUCCUCUGGAUACUCCUGAGGCUCCUCCAACUCCCGACAGUGUUGACGGAGGCUCCGAGGCCUCCUGGCGGCCUACGUCCAGCAGCCCCUGCAGUCUGGCUGAAGCCCCCGGUCUGGGACUCGGCCUCACCUUAGGCCUUGGCGUGAUCGUUGGAGGCCAAGGCUGGAAAGAGAGAGCAGAGAUGGAGGCGACACUUCGCAGAGUCCUUCCAGCCUUCGAUGCUCUGCUUCUUCAGCUGGACAGGGUCACUCACGCCACAGAAGAUCUGUAUCGAACAGAGUAUCGCAUAGAGAGGCUUCUGAGGAAGAGCAGAGGACGGGGAAGAGCAAGAAGUAGAAGCCGUAGAAGUUUGGAUAAUGCAGGACAGAGGAGACAUAAACACAGGAGCACAGAAGUGUCUGAGAGUAGCAGGAGUCCUCUGAGAACUGAAAUAAGUGACAGAAAUCUUCAAAAAAGUGACCGAAGAUCAUGGAAAUCAGACUCGAGGAAGUUUUCAAAAAUCACCAGUGUUCUUUCCAAAAGCCUCAACAAUGCAGACUCGAGUCCCAAAAGGGAGAACAGUCUGCAGAAGACUCAAGAAAAGCCUUGUACCAAAGUGGAAGAUGUCAGAAACACUGAGAAAGAGCCUAGUAUGGUGGAUUCGGAUACCGUGCAAGCAAGUCCUUUAGAGUUGGACAGAAGUCCACCUAGAGCACAAAAGGCUGAGAAGAUUUCUCAAAAAGUCAAAAGAACCUCUAAUAAAGUUGACCCGAACUUCCAAAAGGACUCUGAGGUUGAUGGCUGUGCCAUCAAACCUGCCCAAACUCCAGCCCCUACGCCUGUUCCCACGCCAGCUUCUGCUCCCUCGACAGCUCCAGUUUCUGCCAUUACGACCCCCGUCCCGAUCCCGCGACCUCACGAGUGGGUUCCUCCCAGCAGCAGUGAGAAUCUUCCCACCAGUGUUUUCCGGCACCCCGCACACACUACCACAAACCCCACCCGCAAACGCAAACACAAGCCUCCUGCUCUCAAAAACAAAGUGCACCCCAACACAGACAGACCUAUCUCAGGACAUCCCAAACCUUGACCUCCAACAGAGUCAGUAUGCAAUCAGGAAUCGUGUCAUAAAGCUAAUGAAAGAAUGAGAGUUUGGAUUUUUUUUCUCAUUUGAGAAAACGAGGACCUGGAGACAGCAGGCUUUGUAACCAGGACCUCCAGAAGACUGAAAGCAAUAAGACGAAACCAAAUACACACCACAGCCUUAAGUUCCAAGCCAUAAGUCUUUGAUUGUUUAACUCCUUACUAGAAAUCUCAAUAUGGAAACUAGGUGCUGGACAUCGUGGUUUCUGCAAUCCUCAUGAAGUCCCUUUUGAUACAAGUUGCCCUCUUCCUUCACUGCAAAACAGUGCUUUGUUAACUUAGAAAUUUUGUCUUGUUUUUAGUCUAAAUAUCUAAAAUCAAGAACCGUUUUCAAGACAAGUGAAACAAUUUGUGUUGGUUUCAGAAAAAAACAAGCCAAAACUCAAUUAUUAUUUUCCUUAAACAAGCAAAUAAACUAUUAAGACGGUUUGUACAUUAAAAUAAAGACAGACCCAAAUUUAUUUGACUUACUCCACUGGCAAAUUAUUUAGCUUGUUUUAAGGAAAAAUUGCUUUAAAUUGACUUGUUUUUACUGGUCUAGAAAAUCCUUGUUGAUUUAAGAAUAUUUAGAUAUCUGGACUAGAAUCUAGACAAAAACUCUACGUAAAAAAAGCUAUUUUUUGCAGCGUUCCCCUCUCGCAGUGACCUCAAGUCCAGCCUGUUGACCCUGGUGGUCAUCUGGGUUGAAUCCGACAUGAGCACACCUUGUGCUGUCGCAGAAAACCAACAAACUCAUGAAAGAGACCAUGAAGGACUACAACAGCAUAUGCCUGUUGAUGCAGGAUGGCUAAAGCUCGAUGGUAUUUGUUGUAUGACAUUUUUAAGUUACGUUUGAUGAAUAAUGUUGUUUUUUUGUUGUUGUUAUUGUUGAAGGAAGCUAUCUUUAGGUCAUGGGUGUAUUAUUGCCCAUAGAUGCAGAGUAGGUUAUUCAGAAAGGGCUCAACACUGACAAACUCACACAUUUUAAAAACAAAAAAUGUAAAAAAUAUUGCAGGUACAUAAAUAUAGAGCUACGCUUUGAGGUACUCAUAAUUCAUGCUUCUUUAUAUAACGGCAUGUUGCGGGAAAAUAGACGCAAACACAUAUCAGAAAAAUAUAUUGAUCAUUUCACACUAACAUACUUCUGAAGAGGCCAUCAGGGUGCUAAACAACUAGUAAUCCUCAGGAUUGUAUUUUCUGUGGCGAUUGUAUGUCAGCUCCAUUUAGAGGUUAUUUUUAAGAGUAAUGAGCCCAAAGGCGAGAGAAAGAAAAAAACUGAUAGAAGGAAAAAAUAAGAGAAGGCAUGUCAGAACGUGUGAAUUCAAAAGGAGACCAAAUAUUUGGGAAUAGUUUUUCUCAGUCGCUUUGGUUCAUUUCUCAGAUCAGAAUUGAAAUUAGCAGGAAGUGCAUUUCUCAAAACAAUACAUCAAAAUAGCAAAACACUGCUGAUUACCUGCAAAAGCCAGCUCAAGAUCCUUAGUUUAUCUCUCAAAACUAAAUUUCUGUGUCAGUGCAGUCAGAAUAAUAAGUCCUUGUGUCAUUGUGUACUGUUGUCAAUUUAACAGUGGAUUCAGAUGGGCUGUUCUGAUGUAAAUUGUGGCUACAAAAUUCCGAUUACAAAUAUAUUAUAAUUUUUUGGCUACACCUCAUGUAGAAGUUUGAUGGCAAGAGACGCAUUUUGAUCAACAGAAGCAAUUUAUAAUGUAGGAAACAGCAGUGAAUUGCACACAAUGAACUGAAUGAAUGUACAAAAGCAUUUGCAACUUGUUCAAAGGUAGUUUAUGAGAAUUUUUGAGAAAUAUUUUUGAGAGUUUUUUGAGAAUUUCAGUUCUAAUCUGAGAAAUGUACCAAAGCCACUGAGGAAAAACUGUAAUAGGUGGACAAGAAAUGUUAGAUGAAGAAAGUGUAAAUGUUGAGAGAGAGCAUGAAGAUGAAGGAACGUCCCUUUAUUCAAGCACAACUCCCACAAUUCUCUGUAUGGGGAUUUGUUGUUACAGCAGGUAUAAAAAGAAGUUCCAUUAAAGCAUUAUUAUUAUUAUUAUUAUUGUUGUAAAACCAGCUUAUGAAAUAUUGAAGUGUUUGUUGCUGCCUUCUAUGAUAUGUUCUGAAUCUAAUUUAAAAAGCACUUUUUGUAUUGAAAUCAAUGAUUCCGACGGCGUUGAGCGUGUUUUAGUUUUCAUGUGUUGUGGAAAAUGUAAUAAAAUAAGCUUGGUACGAACAUAAGAGAUAGUUACGACAGCAUUAACUCUCCGUAUUAUUAUUAUUUUUUGCCAAAGCUUGCUAUACUCAUGUAACAAGAGAUGAACUGAUGGUUCUUUUGUACUUAGCACUUUAUUUCAAUGUCAAGCUUUAGUGCUUUGCCAUAAUCAACUAGUAUGUAUUGUUUCCUCACGUACAGCUUUUCCAGAACUAUUCUCUUUGAGUAUUAUACAACCCAGGCUCAUCGUGGGUACGUACCCCUGUAUACGUUUCUAGAGAUCGCAAAAUAUGAUGCAGGAGGUACAUUUUUGCAGCUUUUGUUUCCUUGAAUCCAUCUGAGGCUGCUGUGUACACUUUUUGAGAUCUCAAAUUUCUCUCGCGAGUGCCAUUCGCGCCUGCUGUUUUUGCAUAAAUCCACUAGAGGCCGAUAUCGACUGACCGACCAACCGACUGAUAUACCCAUCGACCCCCUUCCCUAAACCCAACCGAUAGUGUUUUCAAAAGCACCGAUUGACCCGCCCACCACCUUCCCUAAAACCAACCGAUAGUGUUUUCAAAAGCGUCGAUUGACCCACCCACCACCUUCCAUAAACCCAACCGAUAGUGUUUUCAAAAGCAUCGAUUGACCCACCCACCACCUUUCCUAAACCCAACCGAUAGUGUUUUCAAAAGCGUUGAUUGACCCACCCACCACCUUCCCUAAACCCAACCGAUAGUGUUUUCAAAAGCAUCGAUUAACCCGCCCACCACAUUCCCUAAACCCAAGCAACAGUGUUUUCAGAAGUGUCGAUUGACCCACCCACCACCUUCCAUAAACCCAACCGAUAGUGUUUUCAAAAGCACGAUUGACCCACCCACCCCCUUCCCUAAACCCUACUGAGUGUUUUUAACAGCACCAAUUGACCCUACCACCCCCUUCCCUAAACCCAACCAAUAGUGCUUUCAAAAGCUCGAUUGACCCACCCACCCCCUCACUUGAACCCAACCAAUAGUGCUUUCAAAAGCUCGAUUGACCAACCCACCCCCUUCCCUAAACUCAACCGAGUGUUUUCAACAGCACUGAUUGAACCACCCACCUCCUUCCCUAAACUCAACCGAUAGUGUUUUCAACAGCACUGAUUGAACCACCCACCUCCUUCUCUAAACCCAACCUAUAGUGUUUUUGAAAGUACCGAUUGACCCACCCACCCCCUUCCCUAAACUCAACCGAUAGUGUUUUCAACAGCACUAUUUGACCCACCCACCACUUUCCCAAAACCCAACCGAUAGUGUUUUCAACGGCACGGAUUGACCCACCCACCCCUUUCCCUAAACCUAACCGAUAGUGUUUUCAAAAGCGCCGAUUGACCCACCCACCCCCUUCCCUAAACUCAACUGAUAGUUUUCAAAAGCGCCGAUUGACCCACCCACCCCCUUCCCUAAACUCAACCGAUAGUGUUUUCAAAAGUACCGAUUAACCCACCCAGCCCUUCCCUAAACCUAAUCGAUGGUGGGACUCCACAGCCGCCUGUUGUUUACCCUGUUUUCAGAUUUCUCCACGUUCUCACUCUGUUAUCCACCUGUUUAUUUCAUUUUUUUGUCAUUCCUUUUUGUUUUGCCUGCUUUCUGGAAUCGUUCUUCACAGGAUUCGAACCCCGUCGGCGCGGUCAAUUCGAGCCACUGGACAAACUAGUAGCAGCGGAAAAGCUGUCCACAUGGAGGUCAGUGAUCAGCUGGUAGUGCGAAUAGGAACAGAAGCCGUCGGCAGCAUCAUACCACACCGUAUCGAUCAUUUUAAAGAGCAUACGUACCUCUGGCUACAUAAUUCGCACUCUCCAGAAACGUAUAUGGGGGUACGCUUUCACAAUGAGCCUGUGUUGGUAUUCUACACAUCAGCUGCAUCAGGAUGUUAAUUACAAUUAUUAUUACAUUUAUUAUUUGACGUUUCUUGUGAAGUACUAAAAUGAUGUUGUUUACCAUGAUGAUGCUCAGGGACCCUCUUUUUCUUUUCUUUCUUUUCUUUUUUUUUAAAGCCCAAAGCAGGAUUUUAUUGUUUCGUUUUGUAUUUGCUUCAGCUAAUAAGGUCUCACAUGAUCAAAUUAAAGCACACGUGAUUGGACGCUGAAAUGUGUAAAUGCUCAGACGUCUACAGAGACGGAGCAGUGAUCAGUUUUGAUCGUCAAAGGUCACGUCGGCUGUAAUAACGUCUUUACUCAAGCCAUUGCGGAUUUGAAAGGUGAUGUUUAUCUGUACAUAUCGGUGUGCCCUGAUGUAAAUAUUAUGUUAGGAGUUUUGAUCGCAUUUGUUUUAAUCUCAUUUGCCGUAAUCGCACUGAGCUGAAAUCUCUGAUUUGUUGUCAUUAGGUAUAAACAUAUACUUUGCUGUGUAUUUCUCCAUGCCAAAGCAAGCCAAACCACCCCAAAAUAACUAUGAAACAUCGCUGUUGUUUUAUUUUUGGUAUCAUUUUCAACAGAGCUACACACUGCACCGGCACUCAUUUGAAACUAUAUUAGCUUGUUAGUAGCUUAUCUUUGCAGGAUAGCUGAAAUAGUUCAUACUCUGUGUCAGAAAAAGCAGCUUGCAUGCAAUAAUGUAAAAGCCUUCAUUUGUUUUGUAUUAAAUGCUGUUGAUUGCGGGUUGUGCUGUAUCGAGCUGUUGUACUUGUAACGUUGUAGCACUUCGCUUUACAUGCUUUUGCACUCGACAAAGUCAAAUAAAGAGUCUUGACAGCUGAG
Danio aesculapii is the source of this 16624-nucleotide messenger RNA. RefSeq names its product polycystin-1-like. NCBI's taxonomy places the organism in Eukaryota, Metazoa, Chordata, Actinopteri, Cypriniformes, Danionidae. Gene Ontology annotation, biological process: kidney development. Gene Ontology annotation, molecular function: protein binding. Gene Ontology annotation, cellular component: membrane. The record is from RefSeq and is a predicted model, not a curated record.